AUGGAUCUGUUAAUCGAGGUCCAUUUGAAAGAUCACGAAGAGAAUACGAUUCGAAAAACUGUGUUCAAAAUUGAUGCAGAGGUAACAAAAAAGGCGAUGUCGGUCCCGGAUGGAGUGUUGUUGGGAAUGGGCAAUCCACUGCUUGAUAUUCAGACCAACGUCGACAAGGCUUUCCUUGAAAAAUGGGGACUCAAAGAGAAUGAUGCGAUUCUCUGUGACGAGAAGCACGUGCCGAUGUUUGACGAGUUGACGGCCACACAUCACGUCGAGUACAUUCCCGGGGGAGCCGCACAGAAUGCUGUCCGAGUUGCGCAAUGGAUCCUGAACGAGCCCAACAAAAUGACGUACUUCGGCGCGGUUGGCAGCGACAAAUAUGGAGAAAUGUUGAGGAAAAAGGCCGCUGAAGCUGGUGUCAAUGUGCAAUAUCAGGUGAACAACAAGGUUAAGACGGGAACGUGCGCCGCGUUGAUCAACGGGAAUAAUCGAUCCCUGUGUGCUCAUUUGGCCGCCGCUGAGACAUUCACCGUGGAACACCUUGAGGAUACUCAACACUGGAAAUUCGUUGAAACCGCUAAAUAUUUCUAUGUCGGGGGUUUCUUCUUGACUGUUUGCCCGCCAGCUAUCAUGGAAAUCGCGAAGCACGCGAAGGAGCACAAUAAGAUCUUCAUGUUGAACCUCUCCGCUCCAUUCAUCUCCCAAUUCUUCUACGAGCCACUCUCAAAGGUGCUACCCUAUGUUGAUUACCUUUUCGGAAAUGAGGACGAGGCUCGAGCUUUCUCAAAAGCUAGUGGAUUCGACACGGAAGACAUCCAUGAGAUCGCCUUAAAAGCCUCGCAAUUGCCAAAGGAAAACUCGAAGCGACCCCGCGUCGUCGUGAUCACCCAAGGAGCCGAGCCGACCGUCGUUGCACAAGAAGGGAAACUUCAGGAGUUCCCGGUGAUCAUCUUGCCAAAGGAAAAACUCAUCGACACAAAUGGUGCCGGCGAUGCUUUUGUGGGAGGAUUCCUCGCCGAGUUCGUUCGCGAGAAGCCGCUGGCCGAUUGCAUCUCGUGUGCCAACUAUGCUGCCUCAGAAAUCAUCCAACAACAAGGCUGUACUUUCCCCGACGAUUGCAAUGAAUUGAUGGACUCAAAUGAAACGCCAACCUAUUGUCAACUGCGCAAUGCGAUGAGCAUCUUGGAUGAGCACGAUGAUAUGGCCGGCUCACUCUCAAUCCCCGCCCAGCUACAUAUCGCUGAUGAUGAAAUCGAUUACGACGAAAAUGAUAGCAAUGACAGUGACACACCGCCGGAGCUACAGGAAAUCGACACGAGUCGGCUAUCGAAAGAUUCCGAGCCGGGAGAGCAAAAUGGGAAAACGAAAGAUUCCAUGCUACACGAACAGGAUCGACUCUUACCGAUUGCCAACGUCACCCGAGUGAUGCGCGGUCAAAUCCCGGCCAGCGGGAAAAUGGCCAAAGAGGCGAAGGAGCUCGUGCAGGAUUGCGUCUCUGAGUUCAUCUCUUUCAUCACCGCAGAGGCGAAUGAUCGAUGUUUGGAGGAAAAACGAAAAGUGAUCACAUCGGACGAUUUGCUCGAUGCUUUGAAAAAGCUCGGCUUUGAUGACUACGUUGAACCGAUGGAGGUCUUUUUAAAAAGAUAUCGAGCCGAGACGGGAAAACACGGCACGGCAAGACCGAACUCGGGAAGAAUCUCUGAACAAGCGAGUGGAUCGAACCCUACAACCGUCCACAACUCAACGAUGCCACCAUCGGUGAGCGCACACGCUGAAGAGCACACACAAGAGUACAUCGAUCAACAACAAGCCACUUAUGUUUACGCGGAAAACGUGCCCGAUCCAACGAGCCUCCAACCGUCAAACUAUCAAAUUAUGGUCGAUCCAACCACCGGGCAACAUUACUUGGCACAACCAGGCGAAGAAGAAGGCGAAUUAGAGUUGUUGCCGAUUAAUUUGAACGAUCAAAUCGCGCACUACGUCCUUCAACCACCACAACAAGAGGGAGAAGAGCCCCAUCCAGCGCAACACGAAGUCCAAGAAGCCAAGCAAAGCCCCCCAGCUCAGGCCUCACACCAAAAAUCUCCAAUCAAACGAUCUCCAAACUCAAAACAAAACGGGUCCAAACGGCAGAAAUUCUCU
Molecule: messenger RNA, 2136 nt
Organism: Mesorhabditis belari
Lineage: Eukaryota; Metazoa; Nematoda; Chromadorea; Rhabditida; Rhabditidae
Source: the annotation of a GenBank genome assembly